Molecule: messenger RNA, 906 nt
Organism: Laccaria bicolor S238N-H82
Lineage: Eukaryota; Fungi; Basidiomycota; Agaricomycetes; Agaricales; Hydnangiaceae
Exons: 2
Coding region: 1-906 (301 amino acids)
Source: RefSeq, a predicted model, not a curated record
AUGGUUGAAAUCCCAUUCUCCUUUCGUUAUAAUCCACGUAACAUGGAGAAUCCCUGGUAUGGUCUCUGGACCAUAUCCCUUCUGAAACUGGAAGAGUCCUUCAACAAUAUCAUCAUCGUUCCACAGUAUGCAUUAUGGUACACGCUGCCCGAAGAGGAACCAGAGAUUGAAUCCAUAGAGGAACUUGAUGAAGAUGCUGUCAGUGAAGGUGGCGAUCAGGAUGAGUGUGGCGACGACUCGAGAGAGGACAACCCUGAUGACAGCAACGACGAGUUGGAUUUAUUUAGGGAUUCAGAUGAGAGUCCCGUCCACAUCAUGCAUGAGGAACCAGAUAUCUCGAGCCUCCCGGACAUCGAACAAGAUCCUGACAUAUCAUUCGCUGAAUCGCUGCGUACCAUUCCUGAUGGAUCAGCUCCUCAAAUCGUUCCCGACUUCGUCGCUCUCCACAUUCUAGCCGAGAAAUUAGAGUUCUCUUCCAUCCCACGUCGCAGGCACAGAUACGAGCGUCGGGCAGGUUACCGAAUAAUCCACGAGUGCUGCCCCCUCGUCGUCGAGAUCAAAUCUUUUCCUGGACGCGAUCUGAGUCCAGCAGACUUCGAAAGAAAGCUUGACAUACGUUUGGGGUGGGCUAUCCAAGAUCUCGGGUUCCAGUGUUACCAUUUUUUCAAGAUGUACGAACAUGCCCUUCGCACGGUGGUAAUCGCUGCUAGCGGUGAUUAUUGGACGUACCGUAUUGUUACUCGGGCUGAUGUGCCCAGAGCCGAGGGCGACGUCAUGGAUACCCAACUUUGGGAUGAGCUCGAAUUUCCACCUCCCGUGGUAUUGGGUACUCGAGAUUCUGACCAAAGAAUGAAGGACAUCUCCGAUUACCUCCGCAAUGCGAAGCCUGCUCAAUUAGAGAAUUAA